Varanus komodoensis (Komodo dragon) is the source of this 5010-nucleotide messenger RNA. RefSeq names its product ubiquitin specific peptidase 25 (gene USP25). Gene Ontology annotation, molecular function: cysteine-type endopeptidase activity; protein binding; cysteine-type deubiquitinase activity. Gene Ontology annotation, biological process: regulation of protein stability; protein deubiquitination. Bases 318 to 3734 code for a protein of 1138 amino acids. Gene Ontology annotation, cellular component: nucleus; cytosol. NCBI's taxonomy places the organism in Eukaryota, Metazoa, Chordata, Lepidosauria, Squamata, Varanidae. The record is from RefSeq and is a predicted model, not a curated record. The transcript has 27 exons.
CCCGCCCUUGCCUCUUCCUGCGGCCGCCCGUGUUUGCUCCGGUCCGGCGCCCGCCCGCCGCCUUCCAGCGACCCCUCCCCGCCCGUUGCCAGCGCCGUCUCCUUCUGAGCUCCCUCAGGCCGGCGGGGAGGGAAGCCCAAGUCACGGAGGGGCCAUGACUGUGGAGCAGAAUGUGCUGCAGCAGAGCAACUCCCAGAAGGAGGAGCCAAGUGGAAAUUAUUAGGCAGCAUGCAUCAACACACUUGAUCAUAAAUUUUGAGGAAUUUUGGCUUAGCAUCCUGUGCAAACUGCUGUCUUGAUACCUACUUAGCAUUUUGAUGCACCGAGUGCUUGCUAAGUUUCAAGCAAGUCCAAGAGAAACUGGGCACAUGAUAGAAGAGGCAAUACACAUCCAGAAAGAAAUGUUUUUCAGCAGUUUUCAUCAUUUACUGCACCAGCAGACAUUUCUGAAUCAGCUGAGAGAGAUCACUGGUAUCAAUGACACCCAAGUACUGCAACAAGCCUUGAAGGACAGCAAUGGGAACUUGGAAUUAGCAGUAGCCUUCCUUACAGCAAAGAAUGCUAAGAUUCCUCAGCAAGAAGAGGCAACUUACUAUCAAACAGCACUUCCUGGAAAUGACAGAUACAUCAGUGUGGGCAGCCAGGCAGAUACAAAUGUGAUUGAUCUCACAGGGGAUGAUAAAGAUGAUCUUCAGAGGGCAAUUGCCCUCAGUUUGGAGGAGUCAAACAGGGCAUUCAGGGAGACUGGAAUAACAGAUGAGGAGCAAGCCAUCAGCAGAGUUUUAGAAGCCAGCAUAGCAGAAAACAAAGCAAGUCUUAAAAGGACACAUCCAGAAGUAUGGAGUGACUCUCCUAAUCCAUAUGAUAGAAAACGUCAAGAUAAUUGGCCAGUGGGAUUAAAAAAUGUUGGCAAUACAUGCUGGUUCAGUGCAGUUAUACAGUCGUUAUUUAAUUUGCUGGAAUUCCGAAGGCUUGUCUUAAAUUAUAGUCCACCUGCAAGUGCUCAAGAUCUGCCCCGAAACCAAAAGGAAAACAGAAAUUUGCCUUUUAUGCGUGAACUAAGAUACCUGUUUGCACUUCUUGUUGGCUCAAAGAGAAAAUAUGUUGAUCCUUCAAGAGCUGUUGAGAUCCUUAAAGAUGCAUUUAAAUCAAAUGAUUCUCAGCAGCAAGAUGUCAGUGAAUUCACACAUAAGUUAUUGGACUGGUUAGAAGAUGCCUUCCAAAUAAAAGCUGAAGAGGAGCAGGAUGGAGAGAAGCCAAAGAAUCCAAUGGUAGAACUAUUUUAUGGGCGAUUUCUAGCAGUUGGAGUUCGCGAAGGGAAGAAAUUUGAAAAUACAGAGAUGUUUGGCCAGUACCCACUUCAGGUUAAUGGCUUCAAAGAUCUGCAUGAGUGCCUAGAAGCUGCCAUGAUUGAAGGAGAAAUUGAAUCCUUACACUCAGAAAAUUCUGGGAAGUCUGGCCAGGAGCACUGGUUUACUGAGCUUCCUCCUGUCUUAACCUUUGAACUUUCAAGAUUUGAGUUCAACCAGGCUUUAGGAAGACCUGAAAAGAUACAUAACAAAUUGGAGUUUCCUCCAGUUUUAUACCUGGACAGAUAUAUGCAUAGAAACAGAGAUAUAACACGAAUAAAGCGGGAUGAAAUCAAGAGACUUAAAGAAUACCUCACAGUAUUACAGCAGAGACUAGAACGGUAUUUAAGUUAUGGUUCCGGUCCAAAACGGUUCCCCCUGGUAGAUGUCCUACAGUAUGCACUGGAGUUUGCAUCAAGUAAGCCGGUAUGCACGUCUCCUAUUGAGGAUCUUAAUUCUAGUGCUCUUCCUUGUGGUACUUUGCCAACACAGGCAAUUCCAAGCACAACAGAACAGCAGGGGCCUUCUACAGAAACACAAAGCACAUCACCUGCACAGCGAUCGGUGAUACACAAGCCAUUCACACAAUCUCGGAUUCCUCCAGACCUGCCAAUGCAUCCAGCACCAAGACAUAUAACUGAAGAGGAGCUUUCAGUGCUAGAGGGCUGUUUACACCGUUGGAGAACAGAAGUAGAAAAUGACACUAGAGACUUGCAAGAAAGCAUAUCUAGAAUACAGCGGACAAUUGAAUUAAUGUACUCUGAUAAAUCAAUGGUGCAGGUUCCUUAUCGGUUACAUGCUGUAUUAGUUCAUGAAGGCCAAGCUAAUGCAGGACACUAUUGGGCAUAUAUUUAUGACAGUUACCAGAGGAAGUGGAUGAAAUACAACGAUAUUUCUGUAACAAAGUCUACUUGGGAAGAGCUUGAGCGUGACUCGUUUGGUGGUUAUCGGAAUGCGAGUGCUUACUGUUUAAUGUAUAUAAAUGAUAAGGAACCAUUUUUGAUACAAGAGGAAUUUAACAAGGAAACAGGCCAUAUGGUUGUUGGAAUGGAUACAUUGCCUCCUGAUUUAAGAGAUUAUGUCAAAGAAGACAAUAAACGUUUUGAAAAAGAGUUAGAAGAAUGGGAUGCACAGAUUGCUUUGAAAGCACAACAGGAAAAGGCAGUAACAUCCCAGCUGUCCAGGGUGCCUGUGCCUUCUGCUGUGCAAGGAGAAGAACCAGAAUAUUUGGAACAGCCAUCAAGGACUGAUGUUGCAAAGCAAUUGAAAGAAGAUUCUAUACGUGCAAUCACAAAAGCAUUCACUGAUCAAGAAGAUAAAAGUCCUGAUGUGAUUAUGAAUUUGAAUUCUGAUAGUGCCCCAGUGUCGACAAACCCUAAUCAGAAAGUUGUUGAGGUGGCAAUCCCUGAAGUAGGGACUUAUGUGGUUGAGUCAGAGGAGGGGGGUUAUGAUGAUGAGGUCAUGCUGUCUCCAAACAUGCAAGGUAUUAUCAUGGCUAUAGGUAAAGCCACGAAUGUGUAUGACAGGUGUGGGCCAGAAGCUGGGUUCUUUCAGGCAAUAAAAUCAGAAUAUGCACGGUUACUCAAACUAGCCCAAGAAGACACGCCUCCUGAGUGUGAUUACCGUUUGCAUCAUGCAAUUGUCUACUUCAUCCAAAAUCAGGCCCCAAAGAAAAUAAUUGAGAGAACAUUGCUGGAGCAAUUUGCAGAUCACAAUUUGAGUUUUGAUGAAAGGUGCAGAAACAUUAUGAAAGUGGCUCAAGCCAAAAUUGAAAUGAUAAAGCCAGAUGAAGUUAGCAUGGAAGAUUAUGAGUGGUGGCACCAAGAAUACAGAAAUUUCAGGGAGACAACUGUGUAUCUCAUGGUGGGAUUAGAACUGUUUCAAAAGAAGAAUUUUAAAGAAGCCUUGCUGUAUCUUAUCUCUGCUUAUCAUAAGAACAAAGAGCUCUCAUCAAAAGGCUUAUAUAGAGGGCAUGAUGAAGAAUUGAUGUCCCAUUAUAGAAGAGAAUGUUUGCUAAUGUUAAAUGAGUGUGCUGCGACCCUGUUUGAAUCUGGAGAUGAUGAAGAAGUCAAUAAAGGGCUGGAAAUCAUGAAUGAGCUAAUUGUCCCAUGUCUACCAUUGUUGUUGGUGGAUGAAACUGAGGAAAAAGAUAUUGUUGCUGUAGAAGAUAUGAGAAACAGAUGGUGUUCCUAUCUGGGACAAGAAAUGGAGCCUAACUUGCAAGAAAAGCUAACGGAUUUCCUGCCAAAAUUGCUAGAUUGUUCUACAGAAAUUAAAGGUUUCAGUGACCCACCAAAGUUACCGUCUUAUUCCACCCAUGAACUGUGUGAUCGAUUUGCCCGAGUCAUGUUGUCUCUCAGUCGAACUCCAGCUGAUGGAAGAUAAACUCGGAAGACCUUCCUUAAGCACACUGUAUAAACUUUUUUUUAGUUCUUUAACCCUUGCCUUCCUGUCACAGGGGUUUGCUUGUUGCUGCUAUAGUUUUUAACUCUUUCAUUUUAAUAACUGCAAGAUAAGAAAGAGGACUGUACAGACAAUAACCAGACUGCAGGCAAUAAUGCUGAGAAUCGCAUGGCACUCAGUUUUGUUAUCAGCCAGAACUCAUGCAACAUUACGAGUCUGAUUUAUUAUGGCAAAGCUGCUUUUUGCCACUUACCUGUUACAGUAUUACUUUGACUUCAUCUUAAUAUCAUUUGCUUCAUCAUCAACAGCUUUCUGUUCAGUCUGGGCCAUUCUUUGACUGCAUCAAUUUUAAAGUGACCAUUGUAAAAUACAUGGUACCUGGUAGCUUGUAAAUUACAUCAAAGAAUAAAAAAGGUUUUAUUUAUGGCUACUUUUGUUGCAAAUAAACUGUAUAUUUGUGAAUAAUAGAGGUAUAUUUGUGUAUUAUAGAUAUAUAUUUUAGAUAGGAAGAUACAGCAUAGUGAGAUACUGUGGAAAGAGGAGGUGGGGUAUAGUCUUGUUCUUUUGAGAAUUAGGGAUGUUUUUAUGUAUAGCUUGGAGUAUGUUGACAAGUAGGAGGUUUCCUCAGACAAUUGUGCUUCGACUAAACAUACAAUGUUUGCAGGCUCCUGAAAUUUUCUGCUUAAGUCACACAAGCCUUUUCGCAAUGAUUGUUAAACAGUACAGCACCUGAAAUUUAUCUUGAAGUCAUAUGUGAGGCUUAUGUUGACCACAUGGCAGCUAAUGCAGGCUAACAGAUCAGAGUAAUACUGGUUGACUCUGCCAGAGUGGUCACACCCAUUGACUUGCCUGAUCUGUGUUUAAAAUGACAGUCUGAGUGUUGGGCCAUUGGGUAUGUAGACAUGUAUAUUAGGGCUUAAUACACAUGGCCUCCAGACCUUAAUUCAUGAGUAGUCCCAUAGCAUGAUAGAUCCAUAUUGGAAUUUUGCCAGUGCACAGAUACCAGAGAGGCUCUAUGCCCCCAGUAUAAGGCUAUGGUGAAGGUAAAACCUAUUUUCUGGAAUAAAACUUAAUUUGCGCCCUGUAAUCACAGAAGAGCACCUAAAAGGUAUUUUACAUGCCUUCUCACUUGUUUCUAGUUAUACCUGGCUAACUAUAAGUUUUAUUUAAAAACAAAAUGUUAAUUGAAUAGAGAUUUUGUAAGUUCUUGAAUUUACAGAUUCCAACAAUAUAGUAAAAUACUACUUUUCCUAUUUAA